Messenger RNA from Heterobilharzia americana, 639 nucleotides. The record is from the annotation of a GenBank genome assembly. Lineage: Eukaryota; Metazoa; Platyhelminthes; Trematoda; Strigeidida; Schistosomatidae.
GAAAUUUACAAUGUUAUUGCUUCAGCUGCCGCAAUUGCAUCCGGCGUUCCCUUUAAUCUAUCUGGACCUCUCCCCAGUCUACCAGGAAAUUAUCCUUUGCCUCAACCACAUCCACCUCCUUCAAAUGAUUUACUUAUCUCAGGUUCAACCACACGUCUACUGAACAAUGAUACAGGACCUUUUCACAGUGAAAACUUACCUCAUUUUUCUCAUAAUCAUUCACAUUUACCACCUAACUUUAUAUCAAAUUCAGUAGGCUAUCUUCCAUGUCAUCUGCCGAACUUGUCAACUUCUGGGGGAAUUCGAGAAGAAUCAAAAUCAGAUUUAUUUUAUCCAUCAGCUUAUUAUCCUUCUUCAUCAUCAUCUUCAUCUUCAAUAUCUUCACAGCAGAUAACAAAACUUUCACUCUAUAAUAAUUGUUCUCCGACAGGAUCAAUAUUUUCAUCAUCUGAUAGAAGAGAUUUUCAUUUAACCAAUUUUCUUGAAAUUGAUCAUAUGAAAUCGGAUAACAGUUUAUCUUAUCAUCCCACUUCAUUACCAUUGAUUAACAAUUCAGUGUAUAGUCCAUCGGGAAUCAACUUUAGAAGUCUACACCCACCAAUGUUUGAUGAAUUGACGUGUAGACCAAAUUUAGUAUGA